AUGGAACUUCAGGGCGAGUUUCCUCGUGCUCUUGCAAAUUGCUCAGCAUUAAUCGGCCUAGAUCUCUCCAACAAUAAUAAUCUUUACGGUCAUAUCCCUUCUGAUAUUUCGACAAUUCUUCAGUUUGUCACGAGUCUUGACCUCUCCUUCAACAAUUUCAACGGUUCUAUUCCGGAGGAUCUUUCGAAUUGUACCUACCUCAACACUCUAAACCUCGCUAACAACAAAUUCUCUGGACAGAUUCCUCUACAACUUGGCUCUUUGUAUCGAAUCAAGAAAUUUAGUGUAGCUAACAAUUUCUUGACCGGUCGGAUCCCAAAUAUGAGCAACGCAACCUCAGAGAGUUACAAGAAUAAUAGUGGGCUUUGUGGUGUUCCUUUACCACACUGUCGGGCGAAGUUGAAGAUUUUAGAAGAUGAUCACUUCAUUACUGGCUUUGUUGUCGGAAUGAUUAGUUCAGGAAUAAGCGUGACUGUGUCGUGA
This is a messenger RNA of Impatiens glandulifera, 483 nucleotides long. Its product is annotated as probably inactive leucine-rich repeat receptor-like protein kinase At5g48380. NCBI's taxonomy places the organism in Eukaryota, Viridiplantae, Streptophyta, Magnoliopsida, Ericales, Balsaminaceae. The coding region runs from base 1 to 483 and encodes 160 amino acids. The record is from RefSeq and is a predicted model, not a curated record. Gene Ontology annotation, molecular function: protein binding. The transcript has a single exon.